UCGAUAUCCACAACUGUGCUCGAUGUAGAGAGGUCGACAAUCAUCUUGCAUCCGCCUCUUUCAAGACACUGAGCAACGUCGAAUUUGCCCAUGCUUUCAACGUUGAGAUGGUCACCGAGGAGCAGUGGAAGCAGAAAGUUGAACCUUUAUUCCCGCGACUAAUGAAGCGAGGUAUCUUCUGUGCCACAGUGAGAGAAGUCUACUAGAAGAACAAUAUUGAUCAUUGCAAUCGCGCGGUAGAUGCUUCUCGAAUUCGUGGUAUCGUCUCCGCUCUGGCAACCAUGUAAGGGCAUGCUCAAGUGGACCACGAAGAUCCUACCCUCGUCUCUCCCCCUCUUCCACGUGCCCAAGGUCCUGCACGAAGUUCUUGGCUAUGCAUCAUCGUCUCUUGCACAAUCCCCUACUUCAUAUACAUUCCGCGCGACUAAACAACAAUUUCAAUUUCCGCAUACUACCAUCGCCAUCGUGAAACUCAGACAUCCCUCUUCUCCAUCUCGUCUCCACCUCUUCCAAACCGCUAUCCGCCGCAAUCUGCCCACAAGGUCUCAGCAUCGGGCAGGCGAUCUUGGCCGGAAUUCCGCAACAGACACCUAUCCAGCCAUCUCGUCGUCUUCACGGUAACUGUGGUGACACUCAAUUCGAUGGGGCUAAUUGCAACGCUGCACAAGGAUUAAUUGGGAGUGAGGGGAGGGAAUAGU
This is a messenger RNA of Laetiporus sulphureus 93-53, 698 nucleotides long. RefSeq lists its product as uncharacterized. Bases 241 to 621 code for a protein of 126 amino acids. The transcript is spliced from 3 exons. The record is from RefSeq and is a predicted model, not a curated record. NCBI's taxonomy places the organism in Eukaryota, Fungi, Basidiomycota, Agaricomycetes, Polyporales, Laetiporaceae.